ACUUUGAAAUGAUAGCGCUGCAAGUAAAAAAAAUGGCAAAAGGUAAACAUAACAUUUUUUCAUCAAUUAUAAUUUAAAAUUACAUUAAGACGGUCGACAUGCAGGAAAUAACUACAGCCGAAAUAGCAAGUACCCAAUUAACACAACAGGAAAAAAAUGGCGAACCUCAAAAGGAAUUCUACACCAAGGCACAACAAUAUUGGUCAGAGGUACCUGCCACUGUAAAUGGCAUGCUGGGCGGUCUAGGCUAUAUAAAUGCCAUCGAUGUCCAGGGCUCAAAUGCUUUCCUGCGUGAACUUAAAAUAAAAGAAGCCCACAAGAAACAUGCUUUGGAUUGUGGUGCGGGCAUAGGGCGUGUAACGAAAAAUUUACUUAUGCCUAUGUUUGGAAAAGUCGAUAUGGUAGAACAGGAUCCCACGUUUGCUGCAAAAGCUAAAGACUAUUGUUCUGCAGAUAGCGGCUGUACAUUGGGCUAUCCCAAUCGUUUAGGUGAAAUACACAAUAUGGGUUUGCAACAAUUUGUGCCGCCAGCAAAAUACGAUUUAGUCUGGUCUCAGUGGGUCUUGGGUCAUCUAACCGAUGAUGAUUUAUUGGCCUUUUUCAGACGUAUACACAAGGCCUUAAGACCGGAGGGACAUUUUGUACUUAAAGAGAAUGUAACGAAAUCAAAAGAAGUGGUUAAGGAUGAGACAGAUUCUUCGGUAACACUUCCCCUUAAAGCUUAUGAAAUGCUAUUGAAACAAGCUGGCUUCCGCAUUGUAAAAAUGAGCCAACAGAAAAGUUUUCCCAAAGGUCUAUUUCCAGUCUAUAUGAUAGCGUGUCGACCAGUGGCGGUGCAAUAAGUUGGUGCCUUCUUUUUUAGUUAGUAUUAAAUUUGCUGUGUAGUAGACGUUUGUAAUGCAUUACAAAAUAAUUACCUAGUUAACAGAAAAUGAUAAUAAAAUCAUAUGAAAUA
Molecule: messenger RNA, 955 nt
Organism: Lucilia sericata (common green bottle fly)
Lineage: Eukaryota; Metazoa; Arthropoda; Insecta; Diptera; Calliphoridae
Product: alpha N-terminal protein methyltransferase 1
Biological process (GO): N-terminal protein amino acid methylation
Cellular component (GO): cytoplasm
Molecular function (GO): N-terminal protein N-methyltransferase activity
Source: RefSeq, a predicted model, not a curated record